AUGUCGGGCUGGGGCAAGGGCGGAAGCGGCAGCGCCAGCGGUUGGAAGGGCCGCUGGAACAACAAGGGCAGCCCCAAAGGAGGCAAGGGGAAGCUCGCGGAGAAGCGAGAGUUUGCGAAGAAGGUGCCUUGGGAGAACCGGCUGUCGAAGUGGUUCUUGCGGCCGUAUGUGGAGCAAGGCGGCAGCCCCUUCAGUGGCGGCCGCGGAGUGGCCGAGAGCAGCCUUUUGACUUCGUGGCACCUGAGCAAUGUCUUGGACGAGACCUGCUCCGAAUACUGCGCCCGUCAAGGCAUUGCGCUGUCCGAAGGGGCUGCGAACUGUGAGGUGGGCGCCUUCCUGCUGCAGUGCCACUUUGCGGACCGCGCUGCACCCGAGGGCUUGAAGAAGGCUGGCAUCGAGCGGCUCCUGCAAGCCCUCCAAUCACCGGAGGGCAAAAAGUUUUUGGAGAGCUGCCAUUAUUUGAACACCGCCCACACAGAUGUGGACAGGUCCGCAGCCGCCACCACCCAAGCUGUGAAGCGCUUCGUCCGCUUCUUCACUGCGGACGCGGCGGACAAAGAAGUGGCCUUUCGGCAAGCACUGCGCUUCGCAGCCCGCCUCUACUUGUUUGCUUUCGAGGGCCUCGAGGCACUGACGGCCUUGAGCCAUCCCAAGGCCAUGGCCGCGGGCGUCCACAAAGUUGGCCAACAAACGGCGUUGCCGCCGGAGAGCACUGAAUGGCUUCGCGACCCGGAAAAUCCGGAAGCCUUGCUGGCGGCCCUUGUGGCCUCCUUUCAGAAGCAAAAGCACGAUACCGCCACAACGGCCAAGGGCGGAGGCGACAGCCGCGCGCCCUGGGAUGACGGGGCUGUGGAAGAGAGGCCUCCCAAGACACGCAAAGGCAAGGGCGGGAAGCCGCUGGUGGAUGCACUGGCCUCGGACAAUGAAGACGGCUUGGGCGCCACAAAGGACAUUGAUUUGGCUUCCUCCGAGGACGAGGCGCCGCCCCCGGCCGGCUUAGAUGUCAGCGAGUGGCCGCUGGAGAAGAUCGAAGCGUUGAAGGAGCUCCUCACCGAGCUGGAAAACAAGUUGGGCGGCAAGGAUCGCCCGAGCCUUCAGCAGGUGCAAGCGGCCCUGCAGGACAUACCAGAGACCAUCUUGAAACAUCAGGGCCUGCAAAAGACAGUCGGGUCUUUCAUGACGAAGACACGAUAUCCAAAAACCGAGAACCUCAAGACUCUGCUGAAAGCUCUGAAGGACAUGGCGGUCGCUGCCGAGACCGCGUGGAAGCAGUGA
This is a messenger RNA of Durusdinium trenchii, 1275 nucleotides long. The record is from the annotation of a GenBank genome assembly. NCBI's taxonomy places the organism in Eukaryota, Dinophyceae, Suessiales, Symbiodiniaceae.